AUGAUGAGCUUCAGCGGCGCCGAUGCGCUGCUGGGCUCCCCGUUUGCAUCGCUGCACGGAGGUGGCAGCCUGCACUACGCGCUGGCCCGAAAGGGCGGCGCGGGCGGAGCCCGCUCGGCCGCCGGCUCGUCGAGCGGUUUCCACUCGUGGGCGCGGACGUCCGUGAGCUCCGUGUCGGCCUCGCCGAGCCGUUUCCGCAGCGCGGCAGUCGCCUCGAGCACCGACUCGCUAGACACCCUGAGCAACGGACCGGAGGGCUGCGUGGUGGCGGUGGCAGCGCGCAGCGAGAAGGAGCAGCUGCAGGUGCUGAACGACCGCUUCGCCGGCUACAUCGACAAGGUGCGGCAGCUGGAGGCGCACAACCGCAACCUGGAGGGCGAGGCGGCGGCGCUGCGGCAGCAGCAGGCGGGACGCGCGAAGAAGGUGCAAGCCCUUCAGGAGGAGUGCGGCUACCUGCGGCGCCACCACCAGGAGGAGGUGGGCGAGCUGCUCAGCCAAAUCCAGGGCUGCGGAGUGGCGCAGGCGCAGGCGCAGGCCGACGCGCGGGACGCCCUCAAGUGCGACGUGACGUCAGCGCUGCGCGAGAUUCGCGCGCAGCUUGAAGGCCACGCGGUGCAAAGCACGUUGCAGUCCGAGGAGUGGUUCCGAGUGAGGCUGGACCGACUGUCAGAGGCAGCCAAGGUGAACACGGAUGCCAUGCGCUCAGCACAGGAGGAGAUAACUGAGUACCGGCGCCAGCUGCAGGCCAGGACCACAGAGCUGGAGGCACUUAAAGGCACCAAGGACUCUCUGGAAAGGCAGCGCUCUGAGCUGGAGGAUCGUCAUCAGGCUGACAUCGCAUCCUACCAGGAAGCUAUCCAGCAGCUGGACGCCGAGCUGAGGAACACCAAGUGGGAGAUGGCUGCCCAGCUCCGAGAAUAUCAGGACUUGCUCAAUGUCAAGAUGGCUCUGGAUAUUGAGAUUGCCGCUUACAGAAAACUCCUGGAGGGUGAAGAGUGUCGGAUUGGCUUUGGCCCAAGUCCCUUCUCCCUUCCAGAAGGACUCCCUAAAAUCCCUUCCACGUCCACUCACAUAAAGGUCAAGAGUGAAGAAAAGAUCAAGGUGGUAGAGAAGUCAGAGAAGGAGACUGUGAUUGUGGAGGAACAGACAGAGGAGAUCCAGGUGACUGAAGUGACUGAAGAGGAGGAGAAAGAGGCUACAGAGGAGGAGGGCAAGGAGGAGGAAGAGGGGGGAGAGGAGGAAGCAGAAGGGGGAGAAGCAGCAGCAAAGUCUCCCCCAGCAGAAGAGGCUGCAUCCCCAGAGAAGGAAGAGGCCAAGUCCCCAGAGAAGGAAGAGGCCAAGUCCCCAGAGAAGGAAGAGGCCAAGUCCCCAGAGAAGGAAGAGGCCAAGUCACCAGCCAAGGCCAAGACCCCCGUGAAAGAAGCAGCAAAAUCGCCAGCUGAGGUGAAGUCCCCCGAGAAGUCCAAGUCCCCAGCGAAGGAAGAGGCUAAGUCCCCAGCGAAGGAGGAAGCCAAGUCCCCAGUGGAGGUCAGAUCCCCAGAGAAGGCCAAGUCCCCAGCGAAGGAAGAAGCAAAAUCACCAGCUGAGGUCAAGUCCCCUGAAAAGGCCAAGUCCCCAGUGAAGGAAGAAGCUAAGUCCCCUGAGAAGGCCAAGACCCUUGAUGUGAAGUCCCCAGAAGCCAAGACCCCAGUGAAGGAGGAAGUAAGGUCCCCUGCAGAUAUCAAAUCACCUGUAAAGGCCAAAAGCCCUGGCAAGGAGGAGGUCAAGGCCCCAGAGAAGGUGAAAUCUCCCGUGAAGGAGGAGGUCAAGGCCCCUGAGAAGGUCUCACAGAAGGAAGAGGCCAAGUCGCCCAUGAAGGAAGAAGAGAAACCCCAGGAGGUGAAAGUCAAAGAGCCUCCAAAGAAAGCAGAGGAAGAGAAAGUUUCAGCUGCACCAAAAACCGAGGAGAGAAAGGACAGCAAGAAAGAUGAGGUGCCCAAGAAAGAGGCUUCAAAGCCCGAGGCCCAGGAGAAGAAGGAGCCUGCUGUGGAGAAACCCAAGGAGUCCACAGCUGAAGCCAAGAAAGAAGAGGCUGAAGAUAAGAAGAAAGCAGGGACUCCAGAGAAGGAGGCUCCUGCCAAGGAGAAGGAAGAGGCCAAACCCAAAGAAAAGACGGAGGUGGACAAGAAGGAACCAGACGAUGCCAAGGCCCAAGGACCCAGCAAAGCAGCAGAGAAGGGGCCGGAAAAGCCGAAGAAGGAAGACACGCCAGCAGCACCUGAAAAAAAAGAUGCCAAGGAGGAGAAGGCCUCAGAGGCCAAGAAGUCAGAGGAGAAACCCAAACCAGAGGCCCAAGCCGAGAAAGAGCCCAGCAAGGAGGCCCCCACACCCAGCAAAGCCAAGACGGAAAAGGCUGAGAAGUCCUCUAGCACAGACCAAAAAGACAGCAGGCCUCCAGAAAAGGCCACAGAAGACAAGGCUGCCAAGGGGGAGAAGUAAGGUAGGGAGAAAGGAACAUCCAGAGCAGCCACAGAAACUCAGGGGGGUCUGGGAGCUCAAGGGUCAGCAUAACAAAUUUUCAUUUUUUUCUCCCUUUUCUUUAUAUAAGAAGAAACUCUGCUUAGAUUAUGGGGCUCUCCUUCACCAAACAAGAAUUUCUGUUAGCAGUGUUAGCAAGGAAGGGCAUUCCCCACUCUGUCCCCCAUGCCCCAAACCCUCCCCAGGUGAUGGACCAUUAUGUUAUGAUAGCUUAUGUAGCGGAAUGUGAUAUAUGCCGAAUGCCACACGUAAACACUUGACUAUAAAAACUGCCCCCCUCCUUUCCAAAUAAGUGCAUUUAUUUCCUGUAUGUGCAACUGACAGAUGACCGCGAUAAUGAAUGAGCAGUUAGAAACACAUUAUGCUUGAGAUGUCUUAACCUACUCCCGAAUGCCUUCUGUUUUCCAAAGGAGUGUUCAGGCCCUUGCCCAGAGCUCUUUAUCCUGGAAGAGCCUGGAGUGGGUAGGGCUGGGCACUGGCCACUGAAUUAUGCCAGGGCGCACUUUUCCACUGGGCCACUUUCAAUUGUUUCUGUGCAAUAAAACCAAGUGCUUAUGAAAUGAAAAUGCUGCUGCUGUUAUUUAUUCUCUCCCCCUGGCAGGCCAGGGGACAGGGCCAAGGGAGGUCUAGAUGUCACAAGACUGCACAGGACUGA
Molecule: messenger RNA, 3172 nt
Organism: Miniopterus natalensis
Lineage: Eukaryota; Metazoa; Chordata; Mammalia; Chiroptera; Miniopteridae
Source: RefSeq, a predicted model, not a curated record